Molecule: messenger RNA, 3038 nt
Organism: Drosophila melanogaster (fruit fly)
Lineage: Eukaryota; Metazoa; Arthropoda; Insecta; Diptera; Drosophilidae
Exons: 5
Coding region: 358-1890 (510 amino acids)
Biological process (GO): neuron development; animal organ development; developmental process involved in reproduction
Cellular component (GO): nucleus
Source: RefSeq, marked reviewed
CAAGAAAACAAAAUGGAGGCGUAUAAUAUUUUUGUUUGGCAUAGAAUAUAAGAAAUUCGUAUUCGUGUGUGCGAACAGCGCCGUAAACAAACCCCGUAAAAGCGGGCAAAACAAAAAGUGCGAGCGGUCUUAGACCAAAUAAAGAAAUCCGCCGGAGUGGAUCCACACGUUGCCGCAUCGUUGAAAGGGUCGCAGAAACCGGAGGUGUUCCAUAUUCGCCACUUUUUUGCCAAGGCGGGCAGCUUCCCCCUUCCCGGGAAUUGGCGCUAAUUGGAUUGGACUGGAAAGAGGAAGAGGCGGAAAGAGGAGAGCAGGAGAGGGCUAGGGCUAGGAGGCGGACGCAGAGAGGACGCCGCAAUGGCCACCACCCAGCAGUACUCGCUGCGGUGGAACAACUACCUGCGCCACCUCACCUACUCCCUGGACAACCACCGGCUGAACGAUGACUUCGUGGACGUCAGCCUGUGCGUGGAUGGACGCAGGAUCAAGGCCCACAAGGUGGUACUCUCCUCCUGCUCGUCCUACUUUAAGGAGAUAUUCAAGGAGAACCCACAUCCGCAUCCAGUCAUUAUAUUUAAGUUUAUCAAGUUCGAGGAUCUCAAUUCGAUUAUCGAGUUCAUGUACCAGGGCGAAGUCAAUGUGCAGCAGGAGGCGCUGCAAUCGUUCCUGCAAACUGCCGAGCUGCUGGCCGUCCAAGGACUCACCGCCGAGGAGAAGGAGAAGCCGCAGAUCCCGGUGGCGCCGCUGAUCAGCGAGCACAAGCUGAUCAAGACCAUACCGAGCACCAUACGCGCGGUCAACGAGCAGCAGCAGCAGGUGUCCAAUGUGGCCCAGGCGCAGACAGCUACGCAAACCAUCGAAAUACCCGCGGCCACUUUGCUGCAAGCCACCAACGCCAGCCAGGUGCCAUCGCAGGUGGUCGCAGCAGCCGCAGCAGCCGCAGCGGCACAACAGCUGCAGGUCCAGCAUCAACAGCAGCAGCAUCACCAUGUACAAACCACCCAGAUUCAGCACAUCCAAGUGCAAUCGGCACCGCCCCCGCAACAGCAGCAACAGCAACAGCAGCAGCAGCAGCAGCAGCAGCAGCAGCAACAACAGCAGCAGCAGCAGCAAUCACAGCAGCAACAAACGACGCCCGUGCAGACGCAACACCUGACCAUCACCAAUGCGGUGGCCCUGCCGGCGGCCAGUUCGGUUAAGAAGCGAAAGAUCACGUUCUCGGACGACGACGACAACAUGUACACCACCGAAACCGUUGACUACGCCGUCAAGGAUGAGCAGACCAUAGUGAAAACUGCCGAGAUGACUUUCCUGCGCGGCGCCGUCAAGAUGGACAUACCCGAUUACAUUGUUGGCGAAGUGGAUGACCGCCUGUCGGAUGGAGCAACGCCGCAAACGUCGCAGGAUGCCACCACCGCAGCGGCGCAGAAUGUGGCGCAGUACUCAUCCGAGUAUGAAAUACUCACCGAGUCCGAAAUGGAGGAGAAGUACCAGGCGGAUGCGGACAACGCCGAAAUUGCCAUUGAGAUGACCCGAUUGCUGGGCACCGCCAGCGGGACGCCGGGUGCGGGUUCCGGCCAAGUGAUGGAGGAUUCGGGUGGCGGCAGCGCGACGACUGGUCCCUCGACUACGGUGUCUGUGACGCAGGUCAAAUCGGACAGCAAGGCCAGCGGGACGAAUGAUUCGCCCAAUAAUAAGUGGACAGAAUGUCAGUUUUGCAAAAUGGUUAUAACCACGGUUAAUCUUUGGAGACAUAUUCGCACCCAACAUACCCCACAACCGCCGCGCAAAUGCGACAUGUGUAAUAAGAAUUUUAAGAACAAGUACAGUCUGCGGGAGCACAUACGCAUCUCGCACGAACAGAAAGUGGCCAUCAAGACGGAGAACUGAUGCGUCUUCAUAAGUCUCGGUCGCCUGCGAGCCGCAUCUGGAUCUGCAACUGCAUCUGGAUUGAGAUCGAUAGGAUAUACGGAUAGGGGAGAGAGAUAUAGUUAAUUACGUCCAGCUUAGCGAGCAGCCAGCAAAACCAAUCAACCCAACCAGCCCAUUCCCUCGUGUUUCGAUCAAAGGCCCCAAAACGAAAACUAGCCAAAUUUGUCAACUUAAAUGCAAAGCAGAUAGGAGUACGAAACGUUUAUCCCUAUAUAGUUCUAUAUAUAACACCUUGAUAGCCACUAAGUCGAGUCAGUCAGUCAGUUAGUCAGUCGGUGGAGAGUGGAGCUGGUGAUCCCGUCGUUGACCAAGCCAUGUCAUGUGUCCACGUAAUGCGUACAUGUACCACUUGUAUUUUAUAGUCUACCAUUUGCUUUAGGUACUUCUUCAUUAUACAGACGGCAAGUUACAAGCCCUCGAAAUCCAUUGACACACCACAGAAUGUAUAUAAACACACACACACACACACACAAACACACCCAAGAUGACAAGAAUUUUGGAAGAUUUGAGAGCACUUUGGAUGCUUAAUAGCUUAGAUCGAGUGAUACUAUGUGCAAGAGAACAGAACACAAGGAUUUAAUUUGAUUGUAGAAAACUAAUGUUAUACUUAGCCCAUAUCGAUCACUUUAUUUUAGCUCUUAAACAACCUCAUAUGUAUUUUUUGAAACUCUGAUAUUAUUCAGUUUUUGUAUAUAGAGCUAGGCAACUUAACCUAAAUUAAGGUAAACCCAAAAACAAAGUCCCCCCUCCAUGAGAUUCUCUGCCCAAUUUGAUUCCGCAGGAAGGAAGCUGUGUACUUUGCUCACAAGCAGAGAUCAGGAGAAUAUGAGAAAAUAUAUAUAUUACCCCUUGUGUACAAAUUUAAAUACGAUUUAAUCCAAUUACCCGGCGCGCUUUUGACCAUCUGUGUUCAGCAUUAGAGCGUUGGCAGUUGACUGUAAAUUAGCUAAAUUAGUUUUAGUUUAGUUUAAGACACCACAAAUUCGAUUGGACAUAGUUUAGUUAUUCGGUGUAACUUAAUUGAGUAUACCAGCCCACACGAGCCAAGUGAAAACGGAAGUCAUAGCGCGAUAAGUUGAAAGUAUUUUCAAAAAAAGAAAGCGAAG